AUGGUAGAAUUGAAGGGUGCUGGAUCGAGUACAAGCAAAAAUCUAGCCACCGAAAUUAUAAAAAUCUUAAAAAAAUAUGACAUUGAUUUAAGACAGAUAGUGUCAGUUACGUCGGAUAAUGGCGCAAAUAUGCUCAAAGCAACUAAAAUAUUAUCUUUUGUUUCCGAAGAAGAAUCGGAAGAAUAUGAAGCAGACUGCACAAAUGAUGAAUAUCUCAAAAAAAUUGAACUUUUGGAGGAAAUACCAGAUAUGUUAUUGGGCAACAUUCAAGUUUGCCGCUGUGCAGCUCAUACUGCGCAACUUUGUGCUCUUGACGUGACAAAAUCCUCAGCUAUAACAAAAUACUUAUUAGCAUCCCGUAAUUUGACAAAAUAUGUGAGAAAAACAACAAACGGAUAUCGAGAUAUUUUUGAAUUGAAGCAAUUGAAGAUGCCGCAACUAGACUGUCCAACAAGAUGGGGUUCGACCUUCACAAUGGUAGAAAAUUUGAAGGCAGCAAAAGACGUUCUAACAAAAAUCGAGUCCGUUAAAUAUAAGAGCCAAGACGAAAAUUUCGAGAUUGACGACUCUUUUUGGGAAUUCAUCGGCAGCUAUUGCCUCGUAUUUAGUCCAUUGCAAAAAGCUAUAAAAAUAUUUCAAGAAGAGCAACUUCACUAUGAUUCGAACCACCCACUAAUUAAAACAAUUGGUGAUAUGAUAUUGCAGUCCUUUGAAAAAAGAACAAACACGUUAAUGCGCAAUAACAGUUUGAUGUCAUGUUUGUAUUUGGAUCCUCGGUUCCAUCACACCUUAACAGCGAACCAAAAAAUGGAAGCAACACAAUAUUUAAAAACAAUAUGGGAUAGAAUUAAUGAAACUAACCCGAAUUCAAGUGCACAUCAAACACCCAACCAAUUUUUUGAUGUUGAAGAUGAAUUAUUAAACGAAUAUUUAUCGCAAGGUAUUGAAGCUAACGUUGGUACUGCUACCGAUGUACAUACAAAAAUUAAAAAUCUGCAGCUACCAAUCCUAAGAAGUGAUUCAAACGUUCUAAUAUUUUGGAAGGAAAAGCAGUUUACUGAUCCAGAGAUGUACGCGUUAAGCAAUGUCUGCUUUGCAAUACCACCCACUCAGGUGACGAUUGAACGUGCAUUUUCCAUGCUGAAGCUAAUACUAACGGACUCCAGGAAUCGGUUAAGUGAGGAAACAUUGGAAAACAUAUUGCUAGUAAAGCUGAAUCCGAACUUCCUCGAAGCUGCUAUAGACAAUGUGCCACUCUUUCAACACCCGGAUGAGGAACAAGAUUAA
Molecule: messenger RNA, 1287 nt
Organism: Rhagoletis pomonella (apple maggot)
Lineage: Eukaryota; Metazoa; Arthropoda; Insecta; Diptera; Tephritidae
Exons: 3
Coding region: 1-1287 (428 amino acids)
Molecular function (GO): protein dimerization activity
Source: RefSeq, a predicted model, not a curated record